UUAAGCAGGCGAGGGGGGAAAAAAGAAGAAGACAAAAGCCGCUUUCGCAAUUUUUACGCACCAAUCGUGUAGAAACCAAUAACGGAAUACAAAGGGAACAGACAGAUUCAGUCAAUACUUCAAUACUGUUAUGAAGCGAGAAUGAGUAGCGCAGAAGACAGCGGGAGCAAGUGCUCGUCGGGCCCGAUUUCCAGCUUUACCAUCCAGUCUAUUUUAGGCACGCCGUCCGAUGCGCCGCGCUCCGGGACCAAAGAGCUCUCCAAGGGGCCGCCGCCGCCGCCGCCGCGGAGGCGCUCGCUCUCGGUGUCCUCCGAGGAGGAGUGCAGCGGCGGGGAGGACUCAGCAGACUGCUUCUGCUCCGACACGGGUCACAGCGAGCCAUGCACCCAGCACCAAGCCCAUAACUUCUCAUGUUUAGGUCCCGCUAAAGGACUCCUGUCUGGAAACGACGGGCUCGCGCGGCGGCCGCACCUGCCACAACCUCUGCUGCAGGAUUAUAAGGAGGAGCGCGAGAGACCGUGCCAUCAAAUGUCACCUAGUCUGUCGGAGGAGAGACAGACGGACGGUGCGGACAAGCAGGGCAACUCGGCCAAGAAGAAGACGCGCACGACGCGCACGGUUUUCUCCCGGAGUCAGGUGUACCAGCUGGAGUCCACCUUCGACAUGAAGCGGUACCUGAGCAGCUCGGAGCGGGCCUGCUUAGCCUCCAGCCUGCAGCUGACGGAGACUCAGGUCAAGACGUGGUUUCAGAACAGGAGGAACAAAUGGAAACGGCAGCUAUCAGCUGAACUGGAGGCGGCCAACAUGGCCCACGCCUCCGCACAGACACUAGUGGGAAUGCCGCUGGUUUUCAGAGAUAACUCCUUACUGCGCGUUCCAGUUCCCCGGUCUAUCGCCUUUCCGACUCCCCUCUAUUACCCGGGGAGCAACCUGCCAGCGUUACCUUUAUACAACCUGUAUAACAAGAUUGAGUACUGAUUGACUCUACUGUAUGUUCACCAUUGCAGUCCACGUAAAGAAAACGCAUUACAAAACAAUACAACAUUGUCAUAAGUGUCUCCACAUAACCGCUGUAUAUUAAUUGUAUCACUUUAUUUGUUGAGGAAAUUCUUAUUAUGCAGCAACUGUACGUCUCACACGAAAGCAAUCAAGCUUCCCUAAAUGUAUAAAAUACACCAUGUGUAUAAUUAAUUCUAAUAAUUUUUGUACUUUUAUUUUAUUUUCCCUCUCCUCCCUUAACUGAUAAAAAUAAUGGAGUUUAGCAUUCAGAUCAUUCAAGAAAAAUGGAUUCCACAGGAAAUGCUUUUACACUGUUUUUAUUGAUAAUUGGUUUGUCAGAUAUAUUGCAAAGCAUCAGUCAUU
Morone saxatilis (striped sea-bass) is the source of this 1362-nucleotide messenger RNA. RefSeq names its product H6 family homeobox 2 (gene hmx2). Lineage: Eukaryota; Metazoa; Chordata; Actinopteri; Moronidae. The transcript is spliced from 3 exons. The record is from RefSeq and is a predicted model, not a curated record. Gene Ontology annotation, cellular component: nucleus. Bases 142 to 978 code for a protein of 278 amino acids. Gene Ontology annotation, biological process: regulation of transcription by RNA polymerase II. Gene Ontology annotation, molecular function: RNA polymerase II transcription regulatory region sequence-specific DNA binding; DNA-binding transcription factor activity, RNA polymerase II-specific.